This is a messenger RNA of Penicillium brasilianum, 3168 nucleotides long. The record is from the annotation of a GenBank genome assembly. Lineage: Eukaryota; Fungi; Ascomycota; Eurotiomycetes; Eurotiales; Aspergillaceae.
CUGAUGCUGGAUGAUACUCCGUGGAUACGAUUGGUAGAAAGGCUCGCUGCUCGUGUAGUUCACCUCGUCUAGUUGACCAGGUUUAGUAUAGCUGAAAAUGCACGGGCGUGCGAAUAAAAGAGAAUGCUGCAUGUGAGGCGCUUACUGCCACUCCCACCCUAUUCACGAUAUCCACACACAAGCGUAGACCUGGCUAUCGCGGCCACCCGACCUAUCACAUCACUAUUUUUUGGAUGACUUGAGCUGUCCCAGAGCCUCAGUCCAAGGGCCGCGGAGAAAGACUCGAAUCUUGUCAGGGAACCUCGCUGUCUGCACCCCUCCCGAAGCGGCUUGUCACUAGGGCCUGUUAGCCUACUGUCGGACAGACCGACCACGUCUUUCAGCGGUUGCGAUGAAAUAGAAUCUUUUCCGCUUCUCAUCUCUCCACUGCACCACCAUGGAUUCUCUUGACUCCCUCCGCCAUCUCAUACAACAUCACCCCCUGAUCGACAAUCAUGCCCACAAUCUGCUGAGCUGCGACGUGGCUGCCGACUACGAUAGCUACCCGCUUGAGUCGAUCACCUCCGAGGCCCACGGUCGCGCGUUGGAAAAUGCUCGUACCGCCCUGCCCCUAGUACGCGCCGUGAAUCAGCUGGGGGAGCUCUAUGGCACUCCCUGCGCAAACUGGGAUGACGUGCUCGCGGCGCACACGCGCUGGGUGCAGGAAGACUACGAGGGGCUGGUUCGCCGCAGUCUUGAAGGCACGCACACCCUGCUGUUAGAUGACCUACUGUCGGACGAGGAUGUCGAGUUAUACGACUGGCAUGACCAGUUCACAUCCUCGCCGACAAAACGUAUCGUUCGCAUUGAGGCUGUCGCCGCCUCCCUGUUGCGCGAUAUCAUGGGUGAAGAGCGCAAACCCGGCGACAGCGUAUGGACCACAUUCCGCGCCAAGUUCAUUGACGCGCUUGAGCGCGCCAUGGACGACCCCGCCGUCGUUGGCUUCAAAUCUGUGAUCUGCUAUCGCACUGGGCUGGACGUUGAUCCGUAUUCGCCGGAUGAGGAUCUGCUAACUGCCUCGCUUCAUCGUACCCUUGAUUCGGGGACGAGGAAAUCCGGCUACCGAGUCCAGGAAAAGCCACUAAAUGAUUGGCUAGUUCAGCAGACUCUCAAGCUUAUCACGUUUCGGAAGAGAGCUGGCGUGGUCAAGCCGCUCCAGUUUCACACUGGACUUGGUGACAAUGACAUCAAUCUUGUCAAAGCUAACCCGGCUUACCUGCAGCCUCUCAUCAUUCAGUAUCCCGAUGCGCCAAUUGUUCUACUGCACUCAUCGUAUCCGUAUACAAGGGAUGCGGGGUAUCUUGCGUGUGUGUAUCCCAAUAUCUACCUUGAUCUUGGUGAAGUGUUUCCGAUGGUGAGCCGGGAGGCUGAGGAGAAGAUUUUGCGCGAGAGUUUAGAGAUCACGCCAGUCAAUCGUCUGCUCUGGAGUACGGACGGUCACGUACAUCCAGAAACCUUUUGGUUGGCUAACAAGCAGUUCCGGCAGACUCUGGAGACUGUUCUUGUUGACUAUGUCCAACAUGGAGACUACAAUAUCUCUCAGGCAAAGGCAGCCGCCGCCGACAUCCUGUUUCAUAAUUCGAAUAAGCUUUACGGGUUGAAACAGACAGCACAGUAUACAAACGGCAUUCGACUUUCCCAAACGUCCGAUCCGUUAGACGCAUUUCUGCAGACGAAUCCAGACGUUGAGUACAUCUGGAUGCAAUGGAUCGAUUAUACAGCAACUACCCGAGUCCGAAUAUUCCCUGAGCAGGAAUUUAUUCGUAUUGCUAGAAAAGAACGGCGCAUUGGUAUCUCGCUAGCAGUACAGUGGAUGCUGCAAGAUGACACAGUUACCCCCGAAGGCUCCACUACUGGUCAGAUCUACUUGAAAACAGACCUGUCCAGCCUCUACCUCAAUGGAGCCAUGGCAGCACCAGCCGCUCCGAGCGCAACUGUUAUGACUUUCUGGGAGUCAGAAGAGGGCAUUCCUCUCGGCGGCUGUCCUCGUACUACUCUUCAAAACAUUGUCGAGAAGCUGCACACCAAGCACGAUCUCGACAUCCUCUGCGGUUUUGAGAUCGAAGUCGUAUUUCUCAAGCCUCUCACAAGCCAACAUACGGGCGAAUUUAUAGGCUAUGCACCUGCGACGAGAAACCACUCCUGGUCGCAGAUGACCGCGGACACGCGGAAAAUGGUCCCGCUCUUGGAGGAGAUCAAUCGGACGCUGACGUCGAUGGGUAUUCACCUCCAACAAUUCCACGCCGAGUCUGCGUCCGGACAAUUCGAAUUCAUUCUUCCCCCUGCUAAACCCCUUCCUGCUAUCGAUACCCUCAUCGCCGCCCGGCAGGUUAUCACAGCCGUGGCUGAGCGACACGGCCUUCGGGCAACUCUUCACCCACGUCCCUUCGCAGACGGAGCUGGGAGUGCUGCGCACGCUCAUAUUUCUAUAACUCCCCCCACUCGUGAGGAUGCCUUCCUUGCGGGCAUUCUGAAGCACUAUACGUCUAUUAUGGCCUUCACGAUGUCUCAGGAAUCAAGUUACGAGCGCGUACGGUCUGGUAUCUGGUCUGGAUCAGAGUGGGUUGCGUGGGGAUUCCAGAACCGCGAGGCGCCCGUGCGGAAGAUUGGCCCAGGCCACUGGGAAUUCAAGUCUAUCGACGGUCUUGCUAAUCCGUAUCUGGCAGUGGCUGCGCUGCUUGGGGGUGGUUUGAUUGGACUGGAAAAGAAUUUGCCCCUGACUGUGAAGGAAUGCACCGUGGAUGCUUCGCAUCUGACUCAUGCUGAGCGAACUGCGCUUGGUAUCACGACCCCUCUGCCCCAAUCUCUGGACCAGAGUAUGGCUGCUCUUUCGAACAAUCAGGAGCUUCAAAGUGUCCUAGGUCGGGAGAUUGUUCAGAAUUACCUCAGUGUCAAGCGCGCUGAAUCAGAACGCUUGCAGAAAAUGGCUGACGAGGAACGUCGAUUAUGGUUGCUGGAGCGCUAUUAGACUUUGGGAAUAGUGGUUACAUUAUACUCCUUCUACGGUACUCACUAAAUUGAGUAUUAUUACCACCUUCUAGGUAGGAGGGUAGUCAUCAGUCCACACAAAUAUCAAUUUCGAUGUCUUUGAGUAGCCCUUAGAAAUCGAGAAAUCGCCUAAUAUCUAGC